UGAGAGAGCGUUACGCUGUCUACUCCCUCUGCGUUUGUCUGUGGACCGAGGAAGGUGGCAUGACAUGAAGACCAGAACCUUUGCCUUAGCAUUGUUGUUGUGAACCUCAGAAAGCAAAAACACAGAUCUGUUGUCACAAUGGGUUGCUUUCUUCAUUGCUUCGGUUCCUCCACAACCACCAAACCCAGGCGCAAGGCUCACCAUCACCAUCGGAAUGCUAAAGACGGGUCGGAGCGACCAAAGGUGUGUUCUGUGCCGGAAUACUCGCAAUGGGUGGUACUUAGCACUACAUCAGAAGAAAUACAGACUAAACCUCUGCAGAAGCUAAACGCGAGCCCUAAAAAGAAAGUGACUUUUGAUGUCAAUGUGAAAACGUACGAGCCAGAAGAAGUUGUUGAUUUCCAACCAGAGAAGACUGAAGAGAAAAGACCUUCAGUUGAAACAAAUUCUGAAGAAAGUUCGGUUACUUCAACCGGGUCUUACCCAACAAACCAUAGGUACCAUAAUUGCACAUGUAUUGAUGAUGAAGAUGCAGCAAUGGAGUAUUGGGAUAGUGAUCUCACUGAUGAGGAUGAAGAUGAGGACGAGGAUGAUAGUGACAUGGGAGAAGAAUAUGAUGAAGUGGGGGAAGACUUUGAAGAUGGAACAGUGUACUCAAGGUCAAGAAAUGGUGAUAAUGAAGGGGUUGUUGCAGAGGUGGAAAGUCCAAUCCCAGUGAAGUCUAUUGGGUUGAACCGUAAUGUUCGAGAUAGGAGUGUGUAUGUUCAUUCUGUGCUGAACCCUGUGGAGAACCUCACUCAAUGGAAAGCAGUUAAGGCUAAAAGAGCACCAGCAUUGGUGUCUCAGAAGGAGAAUUUGGUUUUGAAUCAAGAAUCCCGAGCUGCAUUUGGUGCUGAUUCAGAAUCACCGAAGAAGUUGAACCGGGAAAUCGCAGUUGAUGCUAGCCUUUCAAACUGGUUAGGUUCAUCAGAAACUACACCUGUUAGCUCACAUGGCUCAAAUACAUUAUCAGUUGAAGAGAUUAAACAGUUUUCAGCUUCUUGUUCACCAAGAAAAUCACCAAGAGAUGAAAUUGCCAUCAUAGGCAGUGUUGGUAGCUACUGGAAUUGUGGGGGUUAUGCUCAGGAUUCUGGCUCAGCAAAUCGAGUGACUUCAAGAAGGGUACAAUACAAUUGAUGUGAAAGUUAGUUAUGCCGAACAAGAGAGUGAAUAUGAGACAAGGUUGUUCUAUCUAGAAGGUUGUUACUCAUGUAUGUUAGACAAGAUUCCAUUGAUGAGUGGUUUGUGUUAGGUGCAAUUUUUUGAUUCUUUUGUGAAUGUUUGUUUGUGUUGCAAUCUGCGGUUGGAUUAAUAAUACUAUUGUCAUGUAGUUUUUAUCUGUA
This is a messenger RNA of Vigna unguiculata (cowpea), 1382 nucleotides long. Its product is annotated as eisosome protein. NCBI's taxonomy places the organism in Eukaryota, Viridiplantae, Streptophyta, Magnoliopsida, Fabales, Fabaceae. Gene Ontology annotation, biological process: male meiosis II. The record is from RefSeq and is a predicted model, not a curated record.